Cyclospora cayetanensis is the source of this 2883-nucleotide messenger RNA. RefSeq names its product ATP-dependent zinc metalloprotease FtsH. The transcript has 19 exons. The coding region runs from base 1 to 2883 and encodes 960 amino acids. The record is from RefSeq and is a predicted model, not a curated record. Gene Ontology annotation, biological process: protein-containing complex assembly; mitochondrial protein processing. Gene Ontology annotation, molecular function: ATP-dependent peptidase activity; ATP hydrolysis activity; metalloendopeptidase activity. Gene Ontology annotation, cellular component: m-AAA complex. Lineage: Eukaryota; Apicomplexa; Conoidasida; Eucoccidiorida; Eimeriidae.
AUGAGUCGGAGCAGCAGUGGCAGCAAGCCAAAGGACCCCAAUGAAAGCAGCAGUAGCAGCAGCAGCAAUGGCGCUGCUGACAGGGAAGGUGGCAGCGUUGGUCAGAGGAGAGACGACAGAUACAGUAGCAACAGCAACGACAACGGCAACAGGGAGCCACGCAAUCAAGGCCCGGCAGCACCUGGGGGUAGCUCGCGGCGUGUGCCACUAGGCUUUGAGGCUUUCUAUCCUAAGGAGGCUUCGAAGAAGGCAGACACAAGCAGCGGGGGGGCUAGCAGCGUAAAUGCCAGCAGUAGCGGCACCAGCAGCGGGCGACUGCCCUUCAUGCCUCCAUCUGGAGGUGCCCUGCAGCAUCUGUUACUAAGAAUCUGUAUUUGGCUUGGCUUCUGGAUCUUUGCACUUUCACUGCUCUCGAGGGUUGCGGAGCCUCAGCUGUCACUACAGGAAUUUUUAAGCUCCUACGUGGCAAGGGGCUUGGUGGAGAAAGUUGUGGUGGUUGGCGAUAGAGGCCGCUGCACUGCGGUAGUUCGGGCGCCACCCACUCCAGAGCAGUUGCAGGAGAUCCAGCAGCAGCAACGGCAGCAGAUGAUGAUGUAUGCUCAGAUGCAGCAGCAGCAGCAGCAGCAGCGGAUGCAGAUGCAGAUGCAACAGCCGCUUCAGCAGCCCCCGUAUCCUCAGCCGCAGCAGCAGGCCUUCCAGUCACAGGCGGUGCUGCAGGAUCAUCAGCAGCUACAACAGCCAAAGUUAAGCGACAUACUGCCAAAGAAACAUAUCGUUCGGUUCCGGACAGGCCUUGCUCCCGAAAGUUUCAUAGAGAAAAUGGAGCAUUUUCAGGCGUCUCUGGGUAUCCACCCGAAGGAUUUCCUGCCCAUCUACGUGGAAGAGGGUUGGAGCCUCAGUCUCGGCGAUCUGAUUGCGUCCACCUUCUUCCUUCUCAUUAUUGCAACGAUAGCGAGGGACCUCCUCAUGGGAGGCGCGAUCAACAGGGGGGGCAGUGCAAGUGGCCUGAAUCGUCUGCUAGGCAGCAGCAGUUCGAAGAGAGCGCGCAUCAAGCCCGACACAGUGAAGGUUCGCUUUUCGGAUGUUGCGGGCCUUCAUGAGGCCAAGCGGGAGAUCAUGGAGUUCGUAGCUUUCCUAAAAAAUCCUACUUCAUUUCAUAAAAUGGGGGCCAAGUUGCCCAAGGGCGCUCUUCUGGUUGGGCCCCCUGGUACGGGCAAGACGCUUCUGGCCAAGGCCGUUGCUGGAGAGGCGGGUGUCCCCUUCUUUUCGAUUAGUGGCUCCGACUUUGUAGAGCUAUUCGUGGGAGUUGGAGCCUCCCGCGUUCGCGAGCUUUUCGACGAAGCAAGAAAAGCAGCGCCUUCUAUCAUUUGGAUCGACGAGAUCGACAGCGUAGGCGCCAGCCGCAGCACUCAGUUUGCAAACAGCGAAAGGGAGCAGACGCUGAAUCAGCUGCUCGUUGAAAUGGAUGGUUUCUCUCCACAGCAGUCGGUUGUUGUUUUGGCAGGAACCAAUCGAGAAGAUUUGCUGGAUGCGGCUUUGAAGCGCGCGGGUCGCUUCGACCGACGUGUAAUGAUCAAUAGGCCUGAUGUCAAGGAGCGAGCCGAGAUCUUCAAGGUCCAUCUUCAGCCCCUCAAGCUGUCUCCCCGCGUUGACGCCGAUGCCCUGGCCGAACGGAUGGCUGCACUCACUCCUGGAAUGGUCGGUGCAGACAUAGCAAACGUUUGUAAUGAGGCAGCCAUCUACGCCGCGAGGAGGCGCAGCAAGCGGGGCAUUGAGCAACGGGAUUUUGAAAUGGCAGUAGAACGGACUCUUGCAGGUCUCCCCUCGAACACGAAGAGUCUGAUGUCCGACAAGCAGAGGAAGACGAUUGCGCUUCAUGAAGCGGGUCAUGCUGUUGCAGGCUGGUUCUUGAAGCAUGCAGGUGCCUGGGGAGGCGCAGGGGCGGUAAGAGUUUUGCGACGUCUCGCCGAUGCGCUUGUGUCUCUCUGUGCCUCAGAUGUUGUGCUGAAGCUGACAAUCAUCCCCCGAGACAGCGGAGCGAUGGGCUUUAGUCAGCAGAUGCCUCCUCCCGUCGAGCUGUAUGAGAAGGAGGCUUUGCUGGACCGCAUUGCGGUCUGUCUUGCAGGCCGAGCCGCGGAGGAGCUUUUCAUGGAAUGCAUCUCCAGUGGGGCGGUUGACGAUAUAGAGAAGGCGACCCACUUGGCGCGUCUGAUCGUCAUGCAGCUGGGCAUGAAUCCUAAAGUUGGUCUGGUGAACUUGAAGCGAAGCAGGCAGAAUCCGCAGGAUCCAUUUCAGCCUUUUUCGGAUGCAACUGCCCAACUUGUGGAUGACGAAGUGCGAAACUUAAUUGCUGAACAAUAUGAACGCGUGAAGCAGUUACUCAAGGAGAGGGAAACGGAAAUGCGCGCUCUCAGUACCGUGUUACUUGAAAAAGAAUCCCUCACUUUCGCCGAUCUCCAGGAUUGCCUUGGUCCAAGGCCAUUCCCUCCAGAUCCACAGCUCGCUGCAUACGUGAAUGCCCUUCCCACAAGGGCCUUGCUCGCGCCGUCAGAGGGCGACAACUCGACCGGAGACAAUUCUCAAGAAGUCGAUGCCACUCAGAAUUCAGCCGCUGACGCGAGUUCGGACGCCUCAGCAGCACAGGAGGACGAAGAACGCGAAGAGGACAGCCCUCAGAAGGAUGCAAGUGACUCCGAUGAUGAUAAAGAUGAUGACGACGACAACUCUCAGGGCCCCCCCAGAGGAGGCCCCAAGAGGAAAAAGCUCUUUGGUAGAGGCGAUGAUGACUCCUGCGUGCCCGAGCUCCUCAGGAAGAAUCUUCAACCCAAGACGCCUGCUCCAUCUGCUGUUGCACGAGGAGCAGAUCUUGGCAGCACACCCUAG